CAAACACCAAGCGGCCCUUAAAGGCGCAUGUUUACGUAAACAAAUCAGGCAGUGGAACGAUAUCAAGCAAACGAGUAGCAUCGCUAUUAUUUUCGAGAAUUUUUGAGCUACUUUUUGAGUGAAUAUAAGUCGAUAAUCAUCAGCCAUGGGUGGUAGCAAUGAGUCCAAAGUUGUUUCGGCUCCGUCUUCAGCCGAUGAGAUUUCCUCAGGAAUGAUCAAAAACAAGUCUUUCUCCUUCUGGAAAUUCUUCAAGAACCGUCGCAACAAGAAUCGGGCGGCCCCUGCCCUGCCCGAGGACCAGCCUAUCAUCGUGGCUCGCCCCAAGACCCGUUCCGGCGGCAUCGCCUACGAGUACUUCGUCCACGAGAAGUUCGGGUUCCUGAAGAAGCCACCAGCCCGCCUGCAGAAGCUGAUGGAGGCUAAGAAACUGAGAGAGGCCCGAGGUGAUGCCAAGCUAAGAGAGGAGAUAGAGAACCGCAUGAACUUGGCCGAAGAACGCCGCAGGAAUGUGAUUGACAAGGUCCGCAGGCAGCAGACCCGGCACUUGGUGGUGGACAUUGGGAGAGCCCGUUACAACUUGGCCGCUCUGAAGGAGGAAAAGAUCCAAAUGACAGCAGAGCGCCUCCACCAAAAAGAGAUGAUGUCCCAGAUUGUUCAAGAUCGGGCGAUCAUCCACCGAGGCUUUCGCAAAAUGCAGCGGAAACAGCGCCGCGCCGACGUGCGCCUGUGCGCUGCCCUGAAGAACCUGGCCCUGAGAGAAGAGGAGGUGGACCAGGCACGGAAAGUCAUUGUGGCAUCACCGAUGAGAGGCGUGGAACCAGACCAGAUCGAGGAGGAGGAAUUGGGGGAAGAGUGCAUAGAGCUGUGACUGAACAAACAACAAAAAGAGAAAAAAAUGGGGGGAUGCCAAUUUUAAUAGGAUUCACAAUUAUGUAAAUAACAUCAAAAUGGGGAUAACAAUUUUAAUAGAAUUCACAAUAUUGUAAACAGCAACAAAAAGUGGGGGAUUGCAAUUGCAGGAUUUUUAAUUAUGAAAACAACGACAAAUUGGGGUUAUACUAUUUGACGUCACAGCUUACAGUAUCGAGGGUUGAUUCAAAGAUUGAAAGCAAGUUUAAUAAAUCAGGGGUUGAUUUAUAUUCAAAUUCAAUAUGACAAGAUGGGAAGGGUUAAUCAAUUACAUUGGAAAUCUGGAAAACAUAAUUUUAGGGCCAUGACAUUGAGGAGGGCUGAAUAAUAUUUUUGCAAUAUUGAAGAAAAUUUAGCCAUUCAAUUGGUCAUUUAGUUAGUAAAUGAAGAAGUCAGUCGGUAGCUCCG
This is a messenger RNA of Patiria miniata (bat star), 1317 nucleotides long. RefSeq lists its product as uncharacterized. Lineage: Eukaryota; Metazoa; Echinodermata; Asteroidea; Valvatida; Asterinidae. The transcript is spliced from 4 exons. The coding region runs from base 146 to 868 and encodes 240 amino acids. The record is from RefSeq and is a predicted model, not a curated record.